UUUAACAACAGACACAUUAAUCGUGUGUUCAUGCAAGCAGGAAGUAGAUUACUGUCUCACACACCUGCUCCGUGCGCAGAUAUCAAGUUCACAUCUAAAGAAUUUCAAUGGGGAGUGAACAUAAAUUCCAGAGGUGGGGGAAAUCCCAAAUGAAGGGUUUAAAUUGAGUGCUCAUCAGUGAAGUUCAACAAAAGAUCUUCAGAACUUUCUCUGUGUGGAUUACCACUCUCUUAACAACACUUGAACACUUUUUAAGAUACCGAAGCACUUCCAAAGAUCCAAAGAUGGCUUACCUUAAAAUCUGCUCUUUGAGUGUCCUCAUACUCAUUGCCUUUCUCAUUGAGACCGAUGCAGUGCGUUGCUGUCUGAAAUACAGGAGACGGCCUCUAGACUGUCGAUAUCUGAAAGGCUUCGAAAUUCAGAAAAUGACUGGCAGCUGUGAUCUUGCAGCAAUCAUCUUCCAUACAAAGAAUGGAAAGUUAGUCUGCGCUGACCCAGAACAACAUUGGACGCAGGACAGAGUUGAGUGCCUAAGGAUGAAGGCUGCAGAAGUGAAGACUAGUGGUUUUUAAUGCUUUAAGAAUGCCAAAAUGGAGAGGCUCUUCAAGAGAUGUUGAUUAUUAUUAUUUUGGACUGUUUCCCUCUUUAAUAAAGAGAUCUUAUAUUCUAUAUAUUGGCAUCACUUAACUGCACUUUCUUGUAUAGAGUAUUUAUUGAGGGGAAAUACAAGGUAACUUUACUAUACCAUGGAUUUUAUGCCUAUUGUUUUAUAUAAAGCAAAAUGUUUUUAGCUGUUUGUAUUGAGCUGUUAACUCACUAAUUAAGUUCGCAAUUUUUUGACAAAUUCAGUUACUAUUUAAAUGUUACCUAUAAAGACUGAUGUAUUCACAGGAAUUAUAUAUUUGAUAUUGUUCACAAAUGGCUUUUAAGGGUGUGUAUAUUUUUGUCUUUAUUUUGUGGAAUGAUUUGACUAACCCUUUGGUUAGUCAGUGCUGCCCUCUACUGUUAAAGCUAGCUAUGCCAAUAUGACAAAGUAGGAAAUGUUUUUCCAUCUUUAAAAUGUAAUAAACAUUUUAUACAAUUGUACAGAUAAAUAGUUUUUGUUUUCUAUUACAUUUCUCUUAUAUAUAUUUUUAAAUAAAGGUCCUUAAUUUUACUCUG
Messenger RNA from Onychostoma macrolepis, 1161 nucleotides. RefSeq names its product chemokine (C-C motif) ligand 20b (gene ccl20b). Bases 285 to 572 code for a protein of 95 amino acids. The transcript is spliced from 4 exons. Gene Ontology annotation, cellular component: extracellular region. The record is from RefSeq and is a predicted model, not a curated record. Gene Ontology annotation, molecular function: chemokine activity; CCR chemokine receptor binding. Lineage: Eukaryota; Metazoa; Chordata; Actinopteri; Cypriniformes; Cyprinidae. Gene Ontology annotation, biological process: chemokine-mediated signaling pathway; cellular response to tumor necrosis factor; monocyte chemotaxis.